Messenger RNA from Sander lucioperca (pikeperch), 1068 nucleotides. It is a transcript of the gene ift43, whose product is annotated as intraflagellar transport protein 43 homolog A. The coding region runs from base 131 to 766 and encodes 211 amino acids. Gene Ontology annotation, biological process: intraciliary retrograde transport. Gene Ontology annotation, cellular component: cilium; intraciliary transport particle A. Lineage: Eukaryota; Metazoa; Chordata; Actinopteri; Perciformes; Percidae. The transcript is spliced from 10 exons. The record is from RefSeq and is a predicted model, not a curated record.
UUUGUUUACUUACUUAAUGACUGAUUACCGAGACGCGAACUUUACUUCAGAUUGGCGUUACCAUGGAGAGCGUGACGCUUGUUGAUAACCAGGAAGACGCUGCCCUGGUGUGGUGGCAAGGAGGAAAGAAAUGGACGAUAACUUUCAGCUCGGAGAUUUUGGAGCGAUAAAAAAUGUUGCAAAGUCUGGACGAAGAGCUCGCCUUGCAGCAGACCAAUCAUCGUUUGAAGAUUCUCGUUACGUAAGGAAGUCCUCCACAUCUGCAUCAAUGGGAGAAGAGGACGAUGAGGGCCCUCCCCCUAAACCGGCCCGGCGGCAGGGUGGCUGGGCAGAAGAAAUCUCUGGGUCUGGUUCUGCCAAAUCUUCAAGAAGGCCUGCAGCUGAAGACCUGGAAGACCGCCGCCUGCGACCACAAACUCCCCAGGGAUCAGAUGAUGAAGGAGAUAUUCCAGUGAUUCCAGACCUCGAAGAAGUACAGGAAGAAGAUCUCACCAUGCAAAUUGCAGCUCCACCAAGCAUCCAGGUAAACCGGGUAAUGACCUACAGAGAUCUGGACAAUGAUCUAAAGCAUUAUUCUGCUUUCCAGACCUUAGAUGGAGAGAUUGACUUGAAGCUCCUCACCAAGGUUUUAGCGCCAGAGCAGGAGGUGAAAGAGGAUGAUGUGAGCUGGGACUGGGAUCAUCUGUUUACAGAGGUGUCCUCAGAGCUGCUGAUGGAAUGGGAUCAAGGAGAGAGUGAGGAGCAGGCUGCGUUGCCUGUAACAUGAGGAGGAGGUUUGGACUGGGACUUUAAAUGGCUCCAGUGGGAACUGGCUGAAUGGCCAUUACACAGAAGGGCCAGUGACUUUGGUUAUAGUAACUUUAAUUACUGUUUGUUAUCCAGAAUUUAUAUUUUGUAAAGUGUAUAGAGUGUUUCAUGAAUUUUCUAAAUAAAGUUCACUGUGCAGUGAACAGUGCUGUGUUGUCUUACCUUAGGUUUUUUUUUGUUUAGGUUUUUGGAAUUUCACUCUUAUUUUUUGGUUAGUUUCUAACUUAAACAGCCAAAAGGCAAACUAAUUUAGUAUAAAAA